UAAAUUUAAUUAAAAUUAGACAGUUGGAGAUGUUUAAAGAAUAAAUAAGAGAAAACAAUAUUGAUUAAUGUAUUUUCUUUAAACAGUACAUAACAUAAAUGAUAUAUAAUAAUUAAAAGUUAUAUAGAAUUGCAAGACGACGUGACGAAACCAAAAAUUCGAUAUUCGUAAUUCUAUGCAUAUACAUAUAAUUAUUUAAUAUAAAUACUUAAUUUAUAUAUAAAAAAAAAACGAAAUUCAAGAUAAUUUCGAGACAUUAAAUAUCUUAAUGGAAGUGUGAUAUAUGUAAAUCCAACGUAUAAAUUUAAAUCACACUGCCAAUUAAAAGGAAAUUCGAUGGUGCCAUAUUGAUAAUAUUGUUUCAACAAUUAUGUGAUAUUUUUAAAACACUUGAAUACACUUUUACUUGUUAUUUUUUAUUUGUUCAUUAUCAAUUAUCUAUAUACGUAUAUCGUCAAAGUAUAAUUAGUAUAUACUGUUUGAGUUUUGAAUAUUUAAUUUUUUAGUUUUACAGUAAAUAUGUGUAUCGAGAGGUGUUCCUAUUACAAUAAUAUUCAUUUAACUAAUUUUUGAAUUUUGAAAGUGAUUCAUUGAAUUCUUAUUGAGGACGAUACUGUUUCACCGCAUUCCAUAAGAAGAAAGCUCGUUUAUAUAUAUUUUCUAACCUUAAAUAUAUACAUAUAAGAAAUAUUUUAUCAUUUGAAUAAUAAUAUAGUAUUCUCAUAUUUCGUUUGCGUCAUUCUUUACUAAAAACAGCUUCGAAAGUUAAGCAGGUUAAAUAUUAUGAAAAUAUAUGAUAAUUAUGUAAAUUCAUACAAUUUCUAUUCAUAGAUUAGUUAUAUUAUAUUAUAAAUAUAAAGAAACUGUUUAGUAUAAAAUAGACUUUUCAAGUGAUAAGAGUUAAAUAUAAGUAAAAUGAGUAGAAGUAUAUUUUCUAUGAUACAAAAAUUAACAUCCAAUGUAAGAAGUUGUAAUAUGGCACAAACAGCAUUUCUACAAAAAGCUGCUUUGGAAGAACGUUGUAUUCUUGUGGAUGAAUUUGAUAGACCCAUUGGUAAUGCAUCAAAACGAGAUUGUCAUAGAAUUAACAAUAAUGGUACUAUACCUCUUCAUAGAGCCUUCAGCGUCUUUUUAUUUAACAAGGAUAAUGAUUUAUUAUUGCAAAAACGUUCUCCAUGGAAGGUAACAUUUCCAGGCCAUUAUACAAACUCAUGUUGCAGUCAUCCUUUAGCAGAAAUUCCUGGAGAAACUUUAGAGGAUGAUGCGAUAGGUAUCCGUAGAGCAGCGCAAAGAAGACUUAAUUAUGAAUUGGGUAUUCCGUUAUCAGAGAUUCAACUUUCGGAUUUCUUUUAUUUAUCAAGAAUUCAUUACUUUUCUUCGGGAGAUGGAAUUUGGGGUGAACAUGAAAUAGAUUACAUAUUAUUUCUACAGAAGGAUCAUAUAACAAUUGAUCCUAACCCUGAUGAAGUAAGUGAAGUUCAAUGGGUAUCGAAAUCGAUGAUUAACGAUUUGACACGUACAAUAAAAGCACCACUAACACCUUGGUUUCAACUUAUACUUCAGUAUAAAUUACAAUUAUGGUGGGAUAAUUUAAAAACUUUGGAUAAAGUACAAAAUUAUUCUGUAAUACAAAAAUAUUUGUAAUACAUUGAUAUAAUUAACUCUAUUUCUAUACAAUUUAUAUGUAUUAUUUUAUAGUAAUAUGCAUAUACUCGCUGUGGAAAAUUUUGAAUUUCUAUGCUUAUAAUGAAUUUUCAAAUUUAAUUUUUAUGAUUGAAAUUUAUGUAGUUAUUUCUUUGAAAAGAAUAUUAUAAUCUUAAAUUUUCUAUCUUAUCAGAUUAUAAUGUCAGUAUAUUAUAAUGGACAAAAAUAUUUUAUUAUUAUUAUCAUCAUUAUGCUUUAAUUGGGAAUAUUGUAAUAUAAUUCAAAUAAAAUAUUUUAUAUACAUUA
This is a messenger RNA of Vespula vulgaris, 1950 nucleotides long. RefSeq names its product isopentenyl-diphosphate Delta-isomerase 1 (gene Idi). The transcript is spliced from 3 exons. The record is from RefSeq and is a predicted model, not a curated record. Gene Ontology annotation, biological process: isoprenoid biosynthetic process; isopentenyl diphosphate biosynthetic process. Gene Ontology annotation, cellular component: cytoplasm. Lineage: Eukaryota; Metazoa; Arthropoda; Insecta; Hymenoptera; Vespidae. Gene Ontology annotation, molecular function: isopentenyl-diphosphate delta-isomerase activity. The coding region runs from base 916 to 1644 and encodes 242 amino acids.